AUGUGUUUUUCAAACAAAUUCUUGACCGUUGUGUUGUUCAAACAUCGGCGGUACAACGACAACGUGGCCAACCGUGGCCGAGACUUUAAGGACUUGGUGCAAGGAUGGAAUGCCCUCAACCACAACAUCGAGUGCAUAGGCCGUGAGGCUUGGCUCGCCAAACUUGAUGCAGUUUGCAUCCGGUUUGAGAAACGCAACCCAGUCGGUGUACGGUACAAGUUGCACCGGCUGUCAAGAGAGGCAGGAUUACCCUAUCUCUCGUGGGGUGAUUUGUGUCCAGGUUGCCUGGACAACUCGAACCGUCGUUUUCUGACGGCCCUUCUUCAAACGCAGCAGGUGGGUCUCGUCGUACUGCUCGACGAAACCAAGGACAUCAACAAUCAGCUGGGCACGAGUCUCCCAGCUGUCCUAGGCCGAUGCAAAAGCCAUUCACGUCGCGGUGGUUCAAAAUACGCUUCACUAGGAAGCAUUGACCACCGCUUGAGUCUGCCAAAGGAUGUGGUGGUGGCGGGAACACCUGAUCCGGCUCGAGGGUCGGAUCAACUUGAUGUUCAAGAGCUGAACCGUCUAACGGAACAGUUGCAAGAUGACCUGGCUCAUGAACGGUCUCGGCGCUAUGAGCUCCAUGACCUUGUAAAGGAUAGUUACAUUUCCUUAGCGCACGAUCGCUCGAGCGAUUGUGCCACGCUUGCUUUCGCACAACUUAAGAACGAACGUUCGACUCUUUCUCUUCGUGACGAGAUGGCUGCAGCUCGUCAAGGCAUCGCUCAACUUCGUGAGCAGGUCGCUUCGCUAGUCGACCAGACUGGCUCGUUGAAACGGGACCACUCGAAGGUGGUCUCAGCCCUCGACCGCGGAGGUGUUCUUCGCAUCUCGAAACGGAAUCGUACUGUUAUUACGGGCGGAGAAGCUCAACGUAAAACGUAG
Peronospora matthiolae is the source of this 927-nucleotide messenger RNA. NCBI's taxonomy places the organism in Eukaryota, Oomycota, Peronosporomycetes, Peronosporales, Peronosporaceae. The record is from the annotation of a GenBank genome assembly.